Molecule: messenger RNA, 10649 nt
Organism: Pan troglodytes (chimpanzee)
Lineage: Eukaryota; Metazoa; Chordata; Mammalia; Primates; Hominidae
Gene: CHD7
Product: chromodomain helicase DNA binding protein 7
Exons: 39
Coding region: 606-9689 (3027 amino acids)
Molecular function (GO): protein binding; ATP binding
Source: RefSeq, a predicted model, not a curated record
GACAACAUGGCGGCCGGGAGAAGUUCCCCCCGCCCCCCGCACACCGCCAGGCCUCCGGACGCUGAGACUGGGCGCGAAGUGGGCAGGAGUCAGCGAGGCCAUCUCGCGCCCGUGCGCACCGCUGUAGGGUCAUCUCCAGCGCUGGCACCUGGCUCAGCCCUCCUGGCCCCUGGGCUUCUCGAAAUGGCCACACUGCCCCCCACUUCGCGGCCUGGUUCCGCCCUUUCUUGGCCUCAGGUGCUGCACAGGCCACGCCCUCUGUUCCGAGCCCUUCUUGCCACCUGCCCUCCCUCAUGGCUCCCGCUCUUCCUCACUCUGGUCGUCUCGGGAGGCCUUCUCUGGAUGGAGACCCGGCUAGGUCCCCGUAACUUGACCUCAGCAGCCUGUUUUGCCUUCGUAGCCCACAGCCCACUUGUAAUUCUGUGUUCCAGGACCUAUAUCCAGACUUUGCCUGACACUGCAGGGUCCAAGAGAAUUAAAGAAAUACGGAAUGACAUGAAGAAGAUUAGUUAAGGAUUAUAGGCUUUGAGGGCAAACACCUCAGUGAAGUGAAGCACAGGCAAGCUCCUGAGCUGUGGUUUGGAGGAGCCGUGUGUUGGAAGAAGAUGGCAGAUCCAGGAAUGAUGAGUCUUUUUGGCGAGGAUGGGAAUAUUUUCAGUGAAGGUCUUGAAGGCCUCGGAGAAUGUGGUUACCCGGAAAAUCCAGUAAAUCCUAUGGGUCAGCAAAUGCCAAUAGACCAAGGCUUUGCCUCUUUACAGCCAUCCCUUCAUCAUCCUUCAACUAAUCAAAAUCAAACAAAGCUGACACAUUUUGAUCACUAUAAUCAGUAUGAACAACAAAAGAUGCAUCUGAUGGAUCAGCCGAACAGAAUGAUGAGCAGCACCCCUGGGAACGGACUCGCGUCUCCGCACUCGCAGUAUCACACCCCUCCCGUUCCUCAGGUGCCCCAUGGUGGCAGUGGUGGCGGUCAGAUGGGUGUCUACCCUGGCAUGCAGAAUGAGAGGCAUGGGCAAUCCUUUGUGGACAGCAGCUCCAUGUGGGGCCCCAGGGCUGUUCAGGUACCAGACCAGAUACGAGCCCCCUACCAGCAGCAGCAGCCACAGCCGCAGCCACCGCAGCCGGCUCCGUCGGGGCCCCCUGCACAGGGCCACCCUCAGCACAUGCAGCAGAUGGGCAGCUAUAUGGCACGUGGGGAUUUUUCCAUGCAGCAGCAUGGUCAGCCACAGCAGAGGAUGAGCCAGUUUUCCCAAGGCCAAGAGGGCCUCAAUCAGGGAAAUCCUUUUAUUGCCACCUCAGGACCUGGCCACUUGUCCCACGUGCCCCAGCAGAGUCCCAGCAUGGCACCUUCCUUGCGUCACUCGGUGCAGCAGUUCCAUCACCACCCCUCUACUGCUCUCCAUGGAGAAUCCGUUGCCCACAGUCCCAGAUUCUCCCCGAAUCCUCCCCAACAAGGGGCUGUUAGGCCACAAACCCUUAACUUUAGUUCUCGGAGCCAGACAGUCCCCUCUCCUACUAUAAACAACUCAGGGCAGUAUUCUCGAUAUCCUUACAGUAACCUAAAUCAGGGAUUAGUUAACAAUACAGGGAUGAAUCAAAAUUUAGGCCUUACAAAUAAUACUCCAAUGAAUCAGUCCGUACCAAGAUACCCCAAUGCUGUAGGAUUCCCAUCAAACAGUGGUCAAGGACUAAUGCACCAGCAGCCCAUCCACCCCAGUGGCUCACUUAACCAAAUGAACACACAAACUAUGCAUCCUUCACAGCCUCAGGGAACUUAUGCCUCUCCACCUCCCAUGUCACCCAUGAAAGCAAUGAGUAAUCCAGCAGGCACUCCUCCUCCACAAGUCAGGCCGGGAAGUGCUGGGAUACCAAUGGAAGUUGGCAGUUAUCCAAAUAUGCCCCAUCCUCAGCCAUCUCACCAGCCCCCUGGUGCCAUGGGAAUCGGACAGAGGAAUAUGGGCCCCAGAAACAUGCAGCAGUCUCGUCCAUUUAUAGGCAUGUCCUCGGCACCAAGGGAAUUGACUGGGCACAUGAGGCCAAAUGGUUGUCCUGGUGUUGGCCUUGGAGACCCACAAGCAAUCCAGGAACGACUGAUACCUGGCCAACAACAUCCUGGUCAACAGCCAUCUUUUCAGCAGUUGCCAACCUGUCCUCCACUGCAGCCUCACCCGGGCUUGCACCACCAGUCUUCACCUCCACACCCUCAUCACCAGCCUUGGGCACAGCUCCACCCAUCACCCCAGAACACCCCGCAGAAAGUGCCUGUGCAUCAGCAUUCCCCCUCGGAGCCCUUUCUAGAGAAACCAGUGCCGGAUAUGACUCAGGUUAGUGGACCGAAUGCUCAGCUAGUGAAGAGUGAUGAUUACCUGCCAUCAAUAGAACAGCAGCCACAACAAAAGAAGAAGAAAAAGAAAAACAACCACAUUGUAGCAGAGGAUCCCAGUAAACGUUUUGGUAAAGAUGACUUCCCUGGUGGGGUAGAUAACCAAGAACUAAAUAGGAACUCACUGGAUGGGUCCCAAGAAGAAAAAAAGAAAAAGAAAAGGUCAAAGGCAAAAAAAGACCCGAAGGAACCGAAGGAACCCAAGGAGAAAAAAGAGCCCAAGGAACCCAAGACCCCGAAAGCCCCUAAGAUUCCCAAAGAGCCAAAGGAAAAGAAAGCAAAAACUGCCACGCCAAAACCCAAAUCCAGCAAAAAGUCAAGUAAUAAGAAACCUGACUCAGAAGCAAGUGCUUUGAAGAAAAAGGUCAACAAGGGAAAAACAGAAGGUUCUGAAAAUUCAGACUUAGACAAAACACCCCCACCAUCUCCUCCUCCUGAAGAAGAUGAGGACCCAGGUGUUCAGAAGAGACGGUCCAGCAGACAGGUGAAGAGAAAGCGCUACACUGAAGACCUGGAGUUCAAGAUUUCUGAUGAGGAGGCAGAUGAUGCAGAUGCUGCUGGGAGGGAUUCCCCCUCCAACACCUCCCAGUCAGAACAGCAGGAAUCUGUUGAUGCAGAAGGCCCAGUGGUAGAAAAAAUUAUGAGCAGUCGUUCAGUAAAAAAGCAGAAGGAAUCUGGAGAGGAGGUAGAAAUUGAGGAAUUCUAUGUGAAAUACAAAAACUUCUCUUAUCUUCAUUGUCAGUGGGCAUCUAUAGAAGAUCUGGAAAAAGAUAAGAGAAUUCAGCAAAAAAUUAAACGAUUUAAGGCAAAGCAGGGCCAGAACAAGUUCCUUUCAGAGAUUGAGGAUGAGCUUUUUAAUCCAGAUUAUGUGGAGGUUGACCGGAUAAUGGACUUUGCACGUAGCACAGAUGACCGGGGAGAGCCUGUGACUCACUAUCUGGUGAAGUGGUGUUCACUUCCUUAUGAAGACAGCACGUGGGAGCGGAGGCAGGACAUAGAUCAAGCAAAGAUCGAGGAGUUUGAGAAACUAAUGUCCAGGGAGCCGGAAACAGAGCGUGUGGAGCGACCUCCUGCUGAUGAUUGGAAGAAAUCGGAGAGUUCCAGGGAGUAUAAAAACAAUAACAAACUCAGGGAAUACCAGUUGGAGGGAGUAAACUGGCUACUUUUCAAUUGGUACAACAUGCGAAACUGCAUUUUAGCAGAUGAAAUGGGUUUGGGAAAAACUAUCCAGUCCAUUACAUUUCUCUAUGAGAUAUAUUUGAAAGGAAUCCAUGGCCCUUUUUUAGUAAUUGCCCCAUUGUCCACAAUCCCCAACUGGGAAAGGGAAUUCCGAACCUGGACAGAGUUGAACGUGGUUGUGUAUCAUGGGAGUCAAGCUAGUCGUCGGACCAUUCAGUUGUAUGAAAUGUACUUCAAAGAUCCCCAGGGUCGAGUGAUAAAGGGGUCCUAUAAGUUUCAUGCCAUCAUCACUACAUUUGAGAUGAUUUUGACUGAUUGUCCUGAGCUGCGGAAUAUUCCAUGGCGCUGUGUAGUCAUUGAUGAAGCCCACAGGCUGAAGAACAGGAACUGCAAGCUGUUGGAGGGACUCAAGAUGAUGGACUUGGAACACAAAGUGCUGCUGACGGGAACCCCACUCCAGAACACUGUGGAAGAACUCUUCAGCUUGCUUCAUUUCUUGGAACCAAGUCGCUUCCCUUCAGAAACCACAUUUAUGCAAGAAUUUGGUGAUCUAAAAACAGAAGAGCAGGUGCAAAAACUUCAAGCUAUUCUAAAGCCAAUGAUGUUGAGACGUCUCAAAGAGGAUGUAGAAAAGAACUUGGCCCCCAAAGAAGAAACUAUUAUUGAAGUUGAGCUAACAAACAUUCAGAAGAAAUAUUACCGAGCCAUCCUUGAGAAGAAUUUCACAUUUCUUUCCAAAGGCGGUGGGCAAGCUAAUGUACCUAACCUAUUAAACACUAUGAUGGAAUUGCGGAAGUGCUGCAAUCAUCCGUACCUUAUCAAUGGUGCUGAAGAGAAAAUUUUGGAAGAGUUUAAAGAAACACACAAUGCAGAGUCUCCAGAUUUUCAGCUCCAGGCAAUGAUCCAGGCUGCUGGCAAGCUAGUGCUGAUUGACAAGCUGCUGCCGAAACUGAAGGCUGGUGGCCACAGGGUGCUUAUCUUUUCCCAGAUGGUGCGCUGCUUGGACAUACUGGAAGACUACCUCAUUCAAAGACGGUACCCAUAUGAAAGGAUCGACGGCCGAGUAAGAGGCAACCUCCGCCAGGCAGCUAUCGACAGAUUCUCCAAACCUGAUUCUGAUAGGUUUGUUUUCCUCCUGUGUACAAGGGCAGGAGGUUUAGGCAUUAACCUCACUGCUGCUGAUACCUGCAUCAUCUUUGAUUCAGACUGGAAUCCCCAAAAUGACCUCCAGGCUCAGGCUAGAUGUCAUAGAAUAGGACAGAGCAAAUCUGUGAAAAUCUACAGGCUGAUUACAAGAAAUUCCUAUGAAAGGGAAAUGUUCGACAAGGCUAGUUUGAAACUGGGCCUGGAUAAAGCUGUGCUACAGUCUAUGAGUGGAAGAGAAAAUGCUACCAAUGGGGUACAACAGCUUUCCAAGAAAGAAAUAGAGGAUCUUCUACGAAAAGGGGCCUAUGGCGCACUCAUGGAUGAGGAGGAUGAAGGGUCUAAAUUCUGUGAAGAAGAUAUUGAUCAGAUCCUCCUACGUCGAACCCACACCAUUACCAUUGAGUCGGAAGGGAAAGGUUCCACAUUUGCUAAGGCCAGUUUUGUUGCAUCUGGAAAUAGGACAGAUAUUUCCUUGGAUGAUCCAAAUUUCUGGCAAAAGUGGGCUAAGAAGGCUGAAUUGGAUAUUGAUGCCUUAAAUGGGAGGAACAACCUGGUUAUUGAUACUCCAAGAGUGAGAAAGCAGACCAGGCUCUACAGUGCAGUGAAGGAAGAUGAGCUGAUGGAGUUCUCAGACUUGGAAAGUGAUUCUGAAGAAAAGCCCUGUGCAAAGCCACGGCGUCCCCAGGAUAAGUCACAGGGCUAUGCAAGGAGUGAAUGUUUCAGGGUGGAGAAGAAUCUGCUUGUCUAUGGUUGGGGACGGUGGACAGACAUUCUUUCCCACGGACGCUAUAAACGCCAACUCACUGAGCAAGAUGUAGAAACCAUCUGCAGAACCAUCCUGGUGUACUGUCUUAAUCAUUACAAAGGGGAUGAGAAUAUCAAAAGCUUCAUCUGGGAUCUGAUCACACCCACAGCAGAUGGCCAGACUCGAGCCUUGGUCAACCAUUCCGGUUUGUCAGCUCCUGUGCCAAGGGGAAGGAAGGGAAAGAAGGUGAAAGCCCAGAGCACACAGCCGGUGGUGCAGGAUGCCGACUGGCUGGCCAGCUGCAACCCAGAUGCCCUGUUCCAGGAGGACAGCUACAAGAAACACCUGAAGCAUCACUGUAACAAUUCAGGCAACAAUGCUACUGAUCAGCUCUAUGUCCUAGCUUCGUGUGACCUUGAGCAAGUUAUUCAGCCUCUUGAGGACUCACUUUCCUGGGUCCUGCUGCGUGUCCGCAUGCUGUACUACCUAAGACAAGAAGUGAUAGGAGACCAGGCAGAUAAGAUCUUAGAGGGUGCUGACUCAAGUGAAGCCGAUGUGUGGAUCCCUGAACCUUUCCAUGCUGAAGUUCCUGCAGAUUGGUGGGAUAAGGAAGCAGACAAAUCCCUCUUAAUUGGAGUGUUCAAACAUGGCUAUGAGAAGUACAACUCCAUGCGAGCUGACCCCGCGCUGUGCUUUCUGGAACGAGUCGGUAUGCCUGAUGCCAAGGCCAUAGCUGCCGAGCAAAGAGGAACAGACAUGCUAGCAGAUGGUGGUGACGGGGGAGAAUUUGAUAGAGAAGAUGAAGACCCAGAAUAUAAACCAACCAGAACACCGUUCAAAGAUGAAAUAGAUGAAUUUGCAAAUUCUCCUUCAGAGGAUAAGGAAGAAUCCAUGGAAAUACAUGCCACAGGCAAGCACAGUGAGAGUAAUGCUGAGUUAGGCCAACUUUACUGGCCUAACACUUCAACCCUGACUACACGUCUGCGCCGGCUCAUUACUGCCUAUCAGCGCAGCUAUAAAAGGCAACAGAUGAGGCAAGAGGCCCUAAUGAAGACUGACCGGCGCAGACGGCGGCCUCGAGAGGAAGUGAGAGCUCUGGAAGCGGAAAGGGAAGCUAUUAUAUCUGAGAAGCGGCAAAAGUGGACAAGAAGAGAAGAGGCUGAUUUUUACCGUGUGGUAUCCACCUUUGGGGUUAUUUUUGACCCUGUGAAACAGCAAUUUGACUGGAACCAAUUUCGAGCCUUUGCCAGGCUUGACAAAAAAUCUGAUGAGAGUUUGGAGAAAUACUUCAGUUGUUUUGUGGCCAUGUGUAGGCGAGUAUGUCGAAUGCCCGUCAAGCCAGAUGAUGAACCGCCCGACCUCUCCUCCAUAAUUGAGCCGAUCACAGAGGAGCGAGCCUCUCGAACUCUGUACCGCAUUGAGCUCCUACGGAAGAUCCGCGAGCAGGUUCUCCAUCACCCCCAGCUGGGAGAGAGGCUUAAGCUCUGCCAGCCAAGCUUGGAUCUGCCGGAGUGGUGGGAGUGUGGACGGCAUGACCGAGACUUGCUGGUUGGUGCUGCUAAACACGGGGUCAGUCGGACGGAUUAUCACAUCCUCAAUGACCCUGAGUUAUCCUUCUUGGAUGCACAUAAAAACUUUGCUCAAAACAGAGGGGCAGGUAAUACAUCUUCCUUGAACCCACUCGCAGUUGGAUUUGUCCAGACUCCUCCAGUCAUCUCAUCUGCUCAUAUUCAAGAUGAGAGGGUACUGGAACAAGCCGAAGGCAAAGUGGAGGAGUCUGAAAACCCAGCUGCCAAGGAGAAAUGUGAGGGCAAAGAAGAGGAAGAAGAAACCGAUGGCAGCGGGAAGGAGAGCAAGCAGGAAUGUGAGGCAGAGGCCAGCUCUGUGAAAAAUGAACUGAAAGGUGCUGAGGUCGGCGCAGACACUGGGUCCAAAUCUAUUUCAGAGAAAGGUUCCGAAGAGGAUGAAGAGGAAAAGCUGGAGGAUGACGAUAAGUCGGAAGAGUCUUCCCAGCCCGAAGCAGGAGCUGUCUCUAGAGGGAAGAAUUUUGAUGAAGAAAGCAAUGCUUCCAUGAGCACUGCUAGAGAUGAAACCCGAGAUGGAUUCUACAUGGAGGAUGGAGAUCCUUCAGUAGCUCAGCUCCUUCAUGAAAGAACAUUUGCCUUCUCGUUUUGGCCUAAGGAUAGAGUAAUGAUAAACCGCUUAGACAACAUCUGUGAAGCAGUGUUGAAAGGCAAAUGGCCAGUAAAUAGGCGCCAGAUGUUUGAUUUCCAAGGCCUCAUCCCAGGUUACACACCCACCACAGUGGACAGCCCCUUGCAGAAGAGGAGCUUUGCUGAGCUCUCCAUGGUCGGCCAAGCCAGCAUUAGUGGGAGUGAGGACAUCACUACGUCUCCUCAGUUGUCAAAGGAAGAUGCCCUCAACCUCUCUGUCCCUCGCCAGCGGAGGAGGAGGAGGAGAAAAAUCGAAAUUGAGGCCGAAAGAGCUGCCAAGAGGCGAAAUCUCAUGGAGAUGGUUGCCCAGCUUCGAGAGUCUCAGGUGGUCUCAGAAAAUGGACAAGAAAAAGUUGUAGAUUUAUCAAAGGCCUCAAGAGAGGCAACAAGCUCUACCUCAAAUUUUUCAUCUCUUUCUUCAAAGUUUAUCUUGCCUAAUGUCUCAACACCAGUGUCUGAUGCCUUUAAGACUCAAAUGGAACUGCUCCAAGCAGGCCUUUCGCGCACACCCACAAGGCAUCUCCUUAAUGGCUCCCUAGUGGAUGGAGAGCCUCCCAUGAAGAGGAGGCGGGGAAGGAGGAAAAAUGUGGAGGGACUUGAUCUGCUUUUCAUGAGCCACAAACGGACGUCAUUGAGUGCAGAGGAUGCUGAGGUGACCAAAGCUUUUGAAGAAGAUAUAGAGACCCCACCAACAAGAAACAUUCCUUCUCCCGGACAGCUGGACCCAGACACACGGAUCCCUGUUAUCAAUCUUGAAGAUGGGACUAGGCUGGUGGGGGAAGAUGCUCCUAAAAAUAAGGAUUUAGUUGAAUGGCUGAAGCUGCACCCUACUUACACUGUUGAUAUGCCAAGUUAUGUACCAAAGAAUGCAGAUGUGCUGUUUUCCUCAUUUCAGAAACCGAAACAGAAACGACAUAGAUGUCGAAACCCUAAUAAAUUGGAUAUAAACACUUUGACAGGAGAAGAAAGGGUGCCUGUUGUCAAUAAACGAAAUGGGAAGAAGAUGGGUGGAGCUAUGGCGCCUCCAAUGAAGGAUCUACCCAGGUGGCUGGAAGAAAAUCCUGAAUUUGCAGUUGCUCCAGACUGGACUGAUAUAGUUAAGCAGUCUGGUUUUGUUCCUGAGUCGAUGUUUGACCGCCUUCUCACUGGGCCUGUAGUGCGGGGAGAGGGAGCGAGCAGAAGAGGAAGAAGGCCCAAAAGUGAGAUCGCCAGAGCAGCCGCGGCCGCCGCUGCUGUGGCCUCCACGUCAGGGAUCAACCCUUUGCUGGUGAACAGCCUGUUUGCUGGAAUGGACCUGACGAGCCUUCAGAAUCUCCAGAAUCUCCAGUCGCUCCAGCUGGCAGGCCUCAUGGGCUUCCCUCCAGGACUGGCAACAGCUGCCACCGCCGGAGGCGAUGCGAAGAACCCUGCUGCUGUGCUGCCCCUGAUGCUGCCAGGAAUGGCGGGCCUGCCCAACGUGUUUGGCUUGGGCGGGCUGUUGAAUAACCCUCUGUCAGCUGCUACUGGAAACACCACUACUGCUUCUAGUCAAGGAGAACCGGAAGACAGCACUUCAAAAGGAGAGGAGAAAGGAAAUGAGAAUGAAGACGAGAACAAAGACUCUGAGAAAAGCACAGAUGCUGUUUCGGCUGCUGACUCUGCGAAUGGAUCUGUUGGUGCUGCUACUGCCCCGGCUGGAUUGCCCUCAAACCCGCUAGCCUUCAACCCUUUCCUCCUGUCCACAAUGGCCCCGGGCCUCUUCUACCCAUCCAUGUUUCUACCUCCAGGACUGGGGGGAUUGACGCUGCCUGGGUUCCCAGCAUUGGCAGGACUUCAGAAUGCCGUGGGCUCCAGCGAAGAAAAGGCUGCUGACAAGGCUGAGGGAGGACCCUUUAAAGAUGGAGAGACCCUUGAAGGCAGCGAUGCCGAGGAGAGCCUGGAUAAGACUGCAGAGUCCUCCCUCUUAGAAGACGAAAUAGCACAGGGUGAAGAGCUAGACUCACUUGAUGGGGGGGAUGAAAUAGAAAACAAUGAAAAUGAUGAAUAACCAGUACCAGUUCCAGUUCAAGUGUUUAAAACUUUUGACAAGUGGUAGUCCUACUGUUUACACUCACAGUUAAUGUUCAUACCUAGUUUUAUAAGCUGUUCUGUAACAUAGUGUAGCAAAAAAAAAAGUUCAAGUCAUGUUAUACAGGUGUGUCAAAAGGUAUCUUGGUCAUUAAGUAUUGUGCAGUGCAUUAUUUAUUAUCCCUAGGAGAGAUGAAAUUUGAGAGGUGAUCAUGUCUUUUUAAGGAAACUUACAUAAUGCUCUGCUUUUUUUUUUUUCUCUUGGUACCAUUGGUAUUAUAAUAAAGAGCAAUUUGUAACUGAGUGGCACUAAUGGAAGAAAGUGCUGCUCAAAGGAAGUAUGAAGUUAUAUAUUUAAUUUUUUAAUUUUAAUUUUUAAUUUUUUUGCUGUGAAGGUCAAGCUGAAAUUUACCAUACAUAUCAUACUUGCUCAUUUGUUUCCCUUUUUGACUGUAUGGGGGUUCCCACACUCGCGCAUACACACACAUCCAUACACUCUGACAAUCUCCACGCUAGUGUGAACGCCUCUGUCCCGAGGCGCAGCAAUAAUAAGGCAGCUGUUGAAUGUGAAGGGUCCCUUUGGAAAAUUAACCUACUGGGAGGGUUCUUGCCAGACAGAACUACAGUUCCAUUGUCUCGUGGUCUUGUAAUGCACUGGUAAAAACAAAUAGAUGAAUAAAUAAAGAGUGAGAGAAGAGAGAAUCAGGUACCUUUUUUAAAUUAAAGGACUUUGUUACUUUAGCCACAAAGCUAAAACAGCAUUACCUCAGCUCUAAACUAGCCUUGAAGUUUACAGACAUGACUUUGUAAAUGUAUUGUUUUUCUUUGUUGUGAUGUCCUUUUAUUUUUUUCUUUGAAAACUGCUAUCAUGUAAGAUAAAAUGUAAAUUGCUGCCAACUGUAGUAAUGAUGCUUUUAAUAAAAGUGACCCAUGAUAUGCA